Molecule: messenger RNA, 327 nt
Organism: Orbilia oligospora ATCC 24927
Lineage: Eukaryota; Fungi; Ascomycota; Orbiliomycetes; Orbiliales; Orbiliaceae
Exons: 1
Coding region: 1-327 (108 amino acids)
Source: RefSeq, a predicted model, not a curated record
AUGCCCCAAUACGAGAUCAUACGUUACGUCGAGGAUCCCGCCGGCUUCGAAUCCCUCCCGGAGAAACUCAUCGAAGAAAUCAUUUCAUAUCUUCCAACUUCAGCAGUCGCUGCCCUCUGUCAAGCUUAUCCAAAGGUCCUUCAAAUCGUCUGCGAACACAACAAAGACCGAUACUUUGGAUACCGCAAGCACCUUUCUGCAAUCUUUAUGCCUGCAAUCAUCUACGGUGCCUAUGAACGUGUGGCCGGUGAGGGAAUGGAAGAGCAUUCUCGAGGAGCUAAGAAUUUAGCGGAUGUUAUUUGCUGUGAAUUGGGGAAGGGUAGAUGA